Cyphellophora attinorum is the source of this 1614-nucleotide messenger RNA. Its product is annotated as 3-hydroxybenzoate 6-hydroxylase. The coding region runs from base 1 to 1614 and encodes 537 amino acids. NCBI's taxonomy places the organism in Eukaryota, Fungi, Ascomycota, Eurotiomycetes, Chaetothyriales, Cyphellophoraceae. The record is from RefSeq and is a predicted model, not a curated record. Gene Ontology annotation, biological process: secondary metabolite biosynthetic process. The transcript has a single exon. Gene Ontology annotation, molecular function: monooxygenase activity; FAD binding.
AUGGCCAAACGCCUCCGAGUCGGCAUCAUCGGCGGCGGUCUCGGAGGCCUGGCAGCCGCUAUCGCUACCGCUCGCACGGGUGCAGAUGUCACAGUCCUCGAAGCCGCCACAGAGCUGGGUGAGAUCGGUGCUGGCAUACAUAUCUUCCCCAAUGCGUCACGCUUUCUCCUCCGCUGGGGCGUCGACCAACUGAUCGGCGAUAACCUAGUCCAGCACGACGAGGCGAACACGUGGAGUGGCGGUCCAGGCUUACACCCAAUCUCAAAACUCGACGCGAAGGCAGAAGCCCGAAAAUGUGGCUUUCCAUGGCACAUCGUCCGUCGUGACCACCUCCACGCUGGCCUUGCACAAUCCGCCCGGCAGCACGGCGCCCAAAUCAUCGUCAAUGCCCGCAUCACCUCCUUCGACGACAUCACCUCCUCCACCACCGUCACAGUCCACACGACCCCCAACAACCCCAAUGCUCCGACCCCCAAUCCAACCUACACCUUCGACCUCCUCAUCGCCGCCGACGGCAUCAAAUCCGCCACCCGCGCUCAACUCUUCCCCACCAUCCACCCCAUCCCCUACGGGCCCGCCUGCGCCUAUCGUCACACCCUGCAGACCUCCCACCUCCUCGCUUCCAUACCCGAAGCAAAAGGCUGGUUUUCGCAACAACUCAACAUGUGGUGCGGCCCACACGGCUACCUGGUCACCUACCCGCUCUCCGGCGGUCGGGAAGUCAACAUUACGGUCUGCUUCUACACUUCCUCCCAAGGUUGCGACCAUACCGACCCCUCAACCUGGCCCGACAAGAUUGUCGAAGAUGCUGACCUAAGUGAGCUGCACGAGCAAUUGAAAGUAUACCCGGAGAUCGUGCAGAGGAUGUGGGCGUUGGUGCCAAGCAGUAAUCGGACACGCUGGCCAUUGCUGCAUAUCCCCGUGCACAAGCUCCCAUCGUUCCGCAACGACAAGGGAAAUAUAGUGUUGAUGGGCGAUGCAUGCCACGCGAUGAAUCCGGCGUUGGCGCAGGGCGCCGCGACGGCGAUCGAGGACGCGGCGUUUCUGGGGCAUGUAGUUGGAGAGAUACAGAAAGGCUACGUGAGUAUCAGUGAGGCGACGAAGCUGUAUGAGCAGAGGAGGCGGCCGAAGGCAUGGAUGAAGCAGAUGAAUGCUUUCGUUGGCGCAGACAUCAUCUGCGGAGGUCCCGGGCCAAGCUGGCUGCGCAUUUCCAACAGCAAUGCCAGCACGGGCGCAGCCGUCAAUGGCCAUGAGAAUGCCGAAAGCACGGCCAAUGGGCACGUCAAGCAGUCAAUCUCCAAACCAGCGACCACCGACACUUCCUACACUUACUCCUACGACGAAGUGCGCAAUCCGCGCGACGCCUUCAUCCACAAACAAGGCCGCGAAAGCUCAUGGCAUCAGUCCUUUCAAGUCGAGAUUAAUCCACGGCAUUUCUACUACGAUGCCGAGGCCGAUGCGGACGACGCCGUUGCACAGCACUUGCUGCGGAAGGCUACACUCACUGACGACAGAAGAGGCACGGUGGACUUGCUGGAACGGAAAUUCUGGGGCGGGUUGUUUCCCGUUACUACUGAAAAUGAGGAUGGCGGGCAGGUCGAUGGGAAGAUCUAG